AUGUUUCAACUUAUCGCUCUCCUCGGUCUCCUUACGAUCGUUGGAGCGCUAGAGAAACACGUGAUGUCCACCAAUUUCCUCCAAUGUUACAAGGAUUCCAAUGCUAAUCAUCUCGAUAAUUAUUACCAUUAUCACGACAAAGCGCAUACCGGAUAUGAAAGAGUCGACGAUUGUCCCAAUUGCGAUUUCUGCCAGAAAGUUACGACAAAGCUUAAUGAUGUAUGGAGCACGUCAUGGGGUUGUGGAUGUGGGUCGAGGAAUCCGCUUUACAAUUGCAGGUCCGAGGGCAGAACCCACAGUCAUGACAAUCGUUACGAAACUGAUUACAGUGAAGACAUCUGGUGUUGCAGCGGUGAUUUGUGCAAUUCGAGCUCAACCACAGCCUUGCUUCUCUCAUCGAUUCUCACUCUUGUCGUAGCAUGGCAA
Molecule: messenger RNA, 426 nt
Organism: Mesorhabditis belari
Lineage: Eukaryota; Metazoa; Nematoda; Chromadorea; Rhabditida; Rhabditidae
Source: the annotation of a GenBank genome assembly